This is a messenger RNA of Cylicocyclus nassatus, 849 nucleotides long. The record is from the annotation of a GenBank genome assembly. Lineage: Eukaryota; Metazoa; Nematoda; Chromadorea; Rhabditida; Strongylidae.
AUGGGUGGCUGCAAAGUUUUGGCCAGCACUGUAUUAGGAGCUCUGUACAGCCAGAGGCUCAUUUUCGUUAGCUUUUACAGCCGAGCACUCCAUCGAAGUGUUCAGACCGUUCUUGGGAUUAUGGUCGGAUCUGUCGUUACGCAUUGCUUGCUUCCUCCUCCCGCCCCUGCUGUGCAGGUAGUCGUCCAGAUGAGGACGAUCUUCGUCUUUGUUUACUGCACUCAUUUGUCUCUUUCCCUACGCACGAAAAGAGCUGAUCCUAUGCAAUGGCAGAAUCUGAUGCAAUUAGAUCGAAUAAUCCGUGCCAGUAAUGUCAGAGCUUUGGAAAUUGAAAAUUUCACAAAGCAGGCGGCAGUACGACAGAAUCAGAGAAAUAUGUUGCUUGCAUCUUCUUCAUCCGUGCUUUCACCAAUGGCUGCUCUUGCUAUGGCAAACAAUCGCUUUACUCCGCCAGACAUUUUACCAUUGGCAAGAAGUGAGGCACAUCCAGAUCUGAUGGCUAAGUUAUUGGCUGAUCGAGAAUAUCUGUUUGGGACCGCUCUUCCACCAGCUUUUCCACUUCGGGACAUACCGUCAGUACCGCCGCUUCCACCGCUACCGCCACCGCCAGUACCGCCUUCGUUGGUGCCACCGCCGCCCAUGAUUCUGCCCCGAGUGUUCCACCCAAGAAUGAGGACGAGAGGCGUCGCUGUAGUGGAAACCCCACUCUCAAUAGAUGAACCAAUUACACGCAUUUUCCCAAGGCCAAGUCAACCAACUGAGCCUGACGAAUCUCGAGAGAAAUUGCCGAUGCGCAUGAGAGCAGAUGAGUACAAAAGGAAGGAGUACCCGGAAUAUGUAACUGUAUGA